UUUUGCGAGUAACAAUCAGGUUUGAAAAAAAAGCUCUAAAAUUAGAAGGGUUUUGACUGGCACCAAAAAGAUUUAUAUUCUCACAUCCCUGAGUUUUGAUGUCUUGAUCGAUGAAAAUGCGUUUUUUUUCCAAAUUAGGAAUCUAACGAGAGGAUUUGACUUCUGUCCGUAUAUAAAAUUUCCUCGGACAAAUAAACCGUCAACACUUUUGUACGGAGUUUACGAGGAAUAAAGUGUUGGAAUUAAGAGCAGAAAGAAAGAAGACGUUGGAGGCAAUUGGAGAAUUAUUAUUUCGGACGGUAUAUAGAUAUUGAAAUUUUAUUGGAGCGGUAUUUACGACGAAUCAUCAAGAAGAAAUGGGAAGGUUAGAGCGCUUGGUUUAUUGAAUGAGUUUUUAUUUUUGUUCAGAUAACGAAUUCCAUUAUAUUUCAUUCCGAGUUGUAUUACUCUUCCGAGCGAAAAAUUUGUGAAGGCAGAGGGUUUGCUGGAUGAUUUUGUUAAAGUCAGGUUGUACGCGGGAUAAAUUUGCUAAUGCAGCUUUUUGUUUUGGAUAUAGAUAUAAAGGAAGGGGGUUUUCUUGAAUAAUUUUGUAAAUGAAGGUGUUCGAUGGUAAAAUUUUCAAAUGCAAGGGGUUUGCUUGUUAAAUAACUUUGAUGGAUAAUUGAUUUGAUUAAAACGGGGUUUGCUGAAUAAUUAAUCUUGCGAAGGCAAGGGGUGGCUUUCUGGAUAAAUAAUUUUGCAAAGGGAGUGGGUUUGCUGCGUCAUUGGGAUGAUAGUGUUUUGUAUUUGGGGAUUGGAUUUCAAGCAUUGGAUGACAAGUGUGGUUCAGGGCUGUAACUGGGAUUUAUAGCGGCCACGACUCCAAUUGGUGGAGUUUACUUUUUUUUUUUAAUUUGAGGUUUUUGUUUUUUUGACAGGUGAUGAGAAGUGUGCACGACGCCAAUUGGUGGAGUUUGCUUUUUUUUUUAAUUUGAGGUUUUUUUUUGACAGAUUUUCGACAGGUGAUGAGAAGUGUGGUUCAGGGUUGUGAUUGGAGCUCACUGUGGCCAUAAUGCUAAUUGGUGGAGUUUUCAUUUUCGAAUUUGUAGUUCGCUGUUUUAUUGACAGUAAAAUCUGAAGGUGCAUAGGGACAGCUGAUCAGUUGUAAGGAUUUCUAUAGACAAUUUCCUGUAGCUACAACAAGGUUUCAGACUGCUGUAGCUAUUGUAACUUGGAGUGUCUCACUUGGAUGCAAUCUCUGUAAUAUGGCAAGAGUCCUUGGAUCGGCGUGAAUUAAUGCUCUUUGCACGUGGUUAUCUGCUGCACUAUAUUUUGAGAUAGCUACGUUCUGGGAAUUAUGGUUUUAAAUUAUAGAAACGGAUUUCUUUCUGAUUAAUAAAUCAGAUAUUCUUUGUAACGAAGAUUUUUUUCACUUUGCAGUUUCUGUUUUGAUGAGAACAUCUGUUGAGCUUGAGUAAUCAUUCAUCAGCUGUUUUCAAAUUACAUUUUCAAUAUUACCAUGACUAUUUUUGAAACUGAUAGUAAAUCUCAACAAAUGGGUGGUCAAAGAGAAAAAUUUGUAAGGUUUUACAGUGAUUUGGAGUCUGAGAAAUCUCUGCAUUCAGAGAGGGGUAGACUUAGUAACUAUGGUUCAGAGAGAGGCAGAUUUAGUAACUAUGGUUUAAGAUCUGAAGAUUUGGACAGAUCAUCAAGCUCUAUAUCAAGCUCUGUGAAAAGAGGACUGGAGAAAAGCUCACAGGGAUUGAAGAAUAUUGGUCGGUCAUUGCGAAUGGGAGUUUCAAGGGUAGUCUUUCCAGAGGAUCUUAAAUUGUCAGAGAAGAAAAUAUUUGAUCCUCAAGAUAAGUUCCUGCAGAGGUGGAACAGAUUUUUGGUCAUAUCAUGUAUCAUUGCAGUAUCUGUGGAUCCUUUGUUUUUUUAUUUGCCUGUUGUUGAUGAUGAAUCUAGAUGCAUGGGUAUAGAUAAAAAAUUGGCAAUUGUUGUUACUGUUCUACGGUCUCUCACAGAUAUCUUGUAUUUAGUACAUAUGGCUCUUCAGUUCCGAACAGCUUUCAUAGCUCCUUCAUCUAGGGUGUUUGGGAGAGGAGAGCUUGUUAUUGAUCCAAUACAAAUUGCAAAGCGGUACCUGUCAACAUACUUCAUCAUUGACUUCCUUGCUGUGUUACCUCUUCCUCAGGCAAUUAUCUGGAUAUUCAUCCCAAAAAUGAGAGGAUCAGCUGCAUUGAAUACCAAGAACGCUUUACGAUUUGUUGUCUUUUUCCAGUAUUUCCCAAGAUUCUUCCGUAUAUAUCCACUUUCCUCAGAGGUGAUAAGGACAGCUGGAGUAUUUACUGAAACAGCAUGGGCAGGGGCUGCUUACAACUUACUUCUGUACAUUCUUGCAAGUCAUGUCCUUGGUGCUUGCUGGUAUUUACUUGCAGUGGAGCGGGAAGAUGGAUGUUGGCGAAAAGCAUGCAGGCAUAAUAAUAGCUGUAAACUAGAAUAUUUAUAUUGUGGAAAUCAAGGUAAACCUGGCUUCAGCUCCUGGCUUCAGGUUAGCAAACAAGUGUUUGAUUCUGAAUGUCCUGUGACUGGUGACGAUGAUGCACCAUUUGACUUUGGAAUAUACACACUUGCUCUGAAAAUGAGGAUUGUUGCAUCAAGGAAUUUUGUGGAGAAAUAUUUCUAUUGCUUAAUGUGGGGUCUGCAAAACCUAAGCACGCUUGGCCAGGGUUUGCAAACCAGCAAGUUCAUAGGAGAGGUUAUUUUCUCAAUAGCCGUUGCAAUCUUUGGGCUCAUAUUAUUAGCUCUUCUUAUCGGUAACAUGCAGACCUAUCUGCAAUCUUUGACUAUCAGGCUGGAAGAAAUGAGAGUAAAGAGGAGUGAUACAGAGCAAUGGAUGCGCCAUCGCUUGCUCCCUGAUGACCUUAGGCAUCGUGUACGUCGCUAUGACCAAUACAAAUGGCUUGAAACCAGAGGUGUUGAUGAAGAGCAUAUAAUUCAGAGCCUUCCAAAAGAUCUCAGUCGCGACAUCAAGCGGCAUCUCUGUUUGGGCUUAGUCAAACGUGUACCAUUGUUUGAGAAUAUGGAUGAUCGUUUGUUGGAUGCAAUGUGUGAGCGUCUUAAGCCAUCCCUUUAUACUGAAGAUACAUACAUUGUACGAGAAGGAGAUCCUGUUGAUGAGAUGCUUUUUAUUAUUCGGGGCCAUUUAGAGAGUGUGACAACAAAUGGAGGACGAACUGGAUUUUUCAAUCGUGGUCUUCUCAAACAAGGAGAUUUCUGUGGGGAGGAACUACUAACUUGGGCUUUGGAUCCCAAGGCAGGUGUGAACCUUCCAUCAUCAACAAGAACAGUGAAAGCAUUGUCAGAGGUAGAGGCAUUUGCUUUAAGAGCAGAGGAUUUAAAAUUUGUUGCUAGCCAGUUCAGGCGCCUGCACAGCAGACAGGUUCAACACACCUUUCGCUUCUACUCCCAGCAGUGGAGAACAUGGGCUGCUUGUUUCAUUCAAGCAGCCUGGCGCCGUUACUGUAAAAGAAAGGAAGCUGAAUUUCUUCUCAAGGAGGAGCACAAAUUGCACACUGCGAUGGUAGCAAACAAUGCCACUGUUUCCCCCAGUUUUGGAGCAACUAUUUAUGUAUCCCGUUUUGCUACAAAUGCUCUUCGUCGUGUGCAAAAGAUGCGUAAUAUGAAGUUGUCAGAACGGACGACACAAUUAAUUAAACUCCAAAAACCAUCAGAGCCUGAUUUUAGUGCUGAAGAUCCAGAAUAAGUUUUGUAGUAACAUUUGUCGUCUUACUAUGUGGUCAAAGAUUUUUCCUUUGUGCAGAUAUAAAACAAAUCUCAUCUAGUUAGUGAGCAUUUGAACUGAAUGUGUAUCUCUUAUUCACAAAACUUUACAAGAGGUGUUCAACUGGAGGGAAAUGGUUUUUUAUUGUAAAUCAAUUUUCAAGUUGUGAUUCUGUACAGUAUGGCAGUCAAUGUGCUUUCUUUCUUGUAAUCGAGAUUUUAAGAUCAAUCCUAUGCAUAUUAAUUUCAA
This is a messenger RNA of Cryptomeria japonica (Japanese cedar), 4012 nucleotides long. Its product is annotated as probable cyclic nucleotide-gated ion channel 5. Gene Ontology annotation, molecular function: protein binding; voltage-gated potassium channel activity. The transcript has 11 exons. Gene Ontology annotation, biological process: transmembrane transport; potassium ion transport. Gene Ontology annotation, cellular component: membrane. The coding region runs from base 1499 to 3745 and encodes 748 amino acids. Lineage: Eukaryota; Viridiplantae; Streptophyta; Pinopsida; Cupressales; Cupressaceae. The record is from RefSeq and is a predicted model, not a curated record.